AUGAGCUAUAAUGACCAUACUCAAAGUCAACUAAGUUUGCCAACAUCAGGAAGAUUUGAUUGGAUCGAUGGUAAAAAUGAACUGGUUUUCCAAAAAUAUGCUAAUCAAAAACCACCAAAGGCCAUUUAUUCACGAAGAAAUUUCCACAAGAACGUCCCAAUAAAAAGUGAAAAAGAAGUUCGCAUUAUAACCAUACAAGAUAUAAAAUCUGUCGCUUUGGCUAGACUAAAAUCUUCAGGGAAGCGUUUCCACUAUUCACAACACUUUGUUCAAAUGAUCAGAUCACCAGAAUGUGACAGACUAUUAGUACACUUAGCAAGAUAUCUAGAUUGUUACUUCAACAUACUGCAAUCCAAAGAGAAGUUUGCCAGCGAGAAAUUGCUACCAAAUUUGAAUCAGUUGAAAGAGCAAAAAGAACUUCAUAUUCGACUGGACACAUUAAAAUAUAAUUUCUCACUUUCCUAUGCAAAGUUUUUACUGCAUGAACGAAUUCGAAUUCACAGUACUAACCCAAGGCCAAUAGAUCCGGUAACGUAUGCAAAGACCGACCAAGACUUAUAUGAAACAUUUUUCUGGUUUUUUGUUUUCUGCAUGUGGAUCACAUUUCAACGUGUAAGAUUCCAGGAGAUUUGCAUUCAGAUUGGUUGGUUCACAAGAUCAGAAAUGUUUAACUCACUCGGACGACAAGGAGCCUCUUUUUUCGGACUUAAAGAAACUGAUAGUAAAGGUACCAACAAAAUUUAUGAAACACAUUUGCCUCGUGCAUCAAUGCUCAACAAAUGUUCACCUGCUUUGAGGCUUUUACUAGAUGACACCUCUAAGAUCCAUUCAGAUGAAACUGGCGAAAAACAAAGAAAAGCACAAGAUUUAACUGAAAUCCACUCAGGUGAAGGAAUUGAGAGAAUAGGAAUUUUAGGAGAUUAUCGACAUUUAUACGACGACCAACUUAUAUCCAAUAAGCAAACUGAUGAAAGUGACCCAGUACAGAACGAGGACCGCAAUGAAAACACUGAAGAAGUAGAACAAGAAGAAAAUGACAAAUAA
Molecule: messenger RNA, 1044 nt
Organism: Trichobilharzia szidati
Lineage: Eukaryota; Metazoa; Platyhelminthes; Trematoda; Strigeidida; Schistosomatidae
Source: the annotation of a GenBank genome assembly